AUUAAAAAAAAAAUUUUGAAAAUAAAAAAAAUUAAAAUUAAAAAAAUAUAUAUAUUUUAAAAAUAUUAAAAUUAACUUUAAAAAAAUUGAACAAAAGGAAAAUAUAGUAAACAAAAUCUAAAAUUCAAAAUAACAUUUUUUAUAACAAACAAAAAUUAAACGAAGCUCCCUAAUAUAUAAAAAAUUAAAAUUUUUGUUUGAAAAAAAUUAAAUAAAAUUAUUUAAUUAAAAAUUAAAAAAUAAAAAAAUAUAUUUCGCGCAAAAUGAGCAUCUACUUAACGCCGCAUUAAAUUCAAGCCACUCAAUUGCAAUUGCUUAAAAGCGACUUUUCCGAUUGUCGAUUGCUCUUCCAUUGAUUUUUUCCGCAAACAAAAAACAGUGCCGUUAAGAGCGCGCUUAUCAAUUACACAACAACAGUGCUGCACCCAAAGUUGACGCGCUACACCACCUACUCUUCCUUCCUACCUCCCCCCUCGUCUACUGUCUUCUUUGACCGCUACUUCUUUGUGUUGUCGCCUGAACGCCGCCAUUGGGCAUAUAGUUAUCACGUUGCCACAACAACAAACAAUGUGCAGCCGGAAAUGUUUUCGCGUACACACACUGGUCAUACUCGGCGUCAUACUCACCAUUGUGCUCGUCUGCAUUGUCGGCAUAACGCUGACGAACAGCAUCAACAUUUCGAAUAUCAUCAAAUUGCGCGAGAAGGUCGCCAGCGAUUCGGCUGCGGCGACCGGUGCGAAUGCCGUGCAAACACGUGCCGCACUCGUCGAACAACAAUACUCCGCACUGCAACAACAUCAUUUGUCGCGUAGCGAUUUGAAUUACAUAGCGGCCACACAUCCCAAGAAUUUGCAACGUUUCGCCGGCAGUCAUGCGGGCGGAGGAGGUAGCGGUGGUGCAGGGGCAGCUGGUGAUCAUGCAAAUGUUGGCGCGGCGGCGCAAAAUAAAAUUGUCAUCGAAAUUGGCAUACGGAAUUUUUCCACAGCGCUCUCCAACGGCAGCCACAUGGCGGUUGCGGGCUCAGCGUCCGCGGCGCAAUCGCAGCUGCCGUCUUCUGCCGCCGUUGAGACGCUGCUCGAUAAACUCAUCGAACCCAUAACGAGCGCCAUUGUUGAUGGCAAUAUUGAUUCGAUUUCGGUGCCUGCCACCGCCACGGGUCGUCAAUUGAAUGAGUCACUGUCCCAGUUGGUCAAUGCGCAGGAGACCCGUUUGCGCGCUCAAAACGAAACAAAGCUGCUUCGUGCAACAGCAACGACAACAUCAGCCCCAAUAACAGCAACAACGGCUACUACGGUUGCUAUGAAUGCGUCAGAGUUUACCACAACACUGGAGCCAAUGCUGUCACCGCAAACGAACGAUCGUCUGAGCAUUGCCGAUCACAAUCCCGGUCAAAUUGACUUUGCGAAGCGCGAGCAUGUCAAGCAGGUAAGAGAAUAACCAAAUUGCGGUUUAUCGCGUAAGUCAAUAGGCAUUUAAAACUAGUUCUG
Messenger RNA from Bactrocera neohumeralis, 1487 nucleotides. RefSeq lists its product as uncharacterized. The coding region runs from base 568 to 1437 and encodes 289 amino acids. The record is from RefSeq and is a predicted model, not a curated record. Lineage: Eukaryota; Metazoa; Arthropoda; Insecta; Diptera; Tephritidae. The transcript has 2 exons.